AUGGUCGAAUCAAUAAUUGGUAUUCGUGGUAAAGAUUUUGUUUUGUUAGCUCAAGAUGCUAAUACAACAAAAUAUGGUAUUCUUAAUAUGAAAUUCGAUACAAAUCGUUUAUUUAAAUUAAGUGAACAUUGUGCUAUGCUUGCUGCUGGUGAACCAGGUGAUGUUGUUCAAUUUGCAGAAUAUGUUGGUAAAAAUAUUCAAUUAUACAAAAUGAUUAAUGGUAUUGAAUUAUCACCAUAUGCAUGUGCUAAUUUUACUCGUCAUGAAAUGGCAACAUCACUUCGUUCACGAAAUUCAUUUUUAGCUAAUCUUAUUGUUGGUGGUUAUUCAACAAAUGAACGUGAUCAACAACGUGUACAACUUUAUUCAAUUGAUUAUUUAGGUGCCAUGGUUUCAGCUAAUGUUGUUGCUCAUGGUUUUUGUCAAUUUUUUGCAUUGGGUAUUGGUGAUCGUUUCUGGAAAGAAGAUUUAACUGUUGAAGAAGCAUUAGCUAUGUUACAAAUUAUAGUUAAUGAACUUGGUAAACGUAUGGCUGCUUAUCCACAUUGUGUAUUUGUACGAAUAAUUGAUGAAAAAGGUAUACAUGUACUUGAUAAUAUGUAUCCAGAAAAAAUUCAUGUUGCAAAACCAUCUGAAGGUGAAUUACAAACAACUGCCGAUAUGAUGGACAUUCAUACUUAG
Rotaria sordida is the source of this 681-nucleotide messenger RNA. NCBI's taxonomy places the organism in Eukaryota, Metazoa, Rotifera, Eurotatoria, Philodinida, Philodinidae. The record is from the annotation of a GenBank genome assembly.